CGCGCGGCUCUCGGCACUCUCGGCGCGCGCGCGUCCAUGGAUUACACGCUCUCCGUGCACGUGCAGCAGCAGCUCACCGUGUACCCCACGCACCUGCAGCGCGCGUACAGCCUCCAGCUACAGAUGAAGUCGACGGAAGUGGACCAGGGCCUUUUCACAGACAGCUACUGCAAAGUGUGCAGUGCUCAGCUCAUCUCCGAGUCUCAGAGAGUCGCCCACUACGAGAGUCGAAAACAUGCAAACAAGGUGCGUCUCUACUACAUGCUGCACCCGGUGGACGGAGGCUGCCCAGCCAAGAAGCUACGAACAGACAACGGCAGUGAGGAAGGAGAUGUGGAUAAGAAUAAGUGCUGCACGCUGUGUAACAUGUCCUUCACCUCGGCUGUAGUGGCUCAGUCUCACUACCAGGGCAAAAUCCACGCCAAGAGAAUCAAACUGCUGCUGGGAGAACAGCCUGCAAUUACAGUGAAAGAGGGACCACCCAGUCCUGCGAAGACGCCCUCUGAAAGCUCGCCGGUGAGUUCGCCCCGGCUGAAUGGGGACUCGGAUCGGUACUGCCAGCUGUGCAACGCUUGGUUCAACAACCCGGGAAUGGCCCGGCAGCACUACGACGGCAAGAAACACAAGAAGAAUGCAGCGCGUGCCGACCUGCUGGAGCAGCUGGGCAAGACGCUGGACAUGGGCGAGAUGAAAGGUCUGAAACGCAGUUACACUUGUGAUGUGUGCAGCGUUACGCUCAACUCCGUGGCACAGUACCAUGCACACCUGCAGGGCUCCAAGCACCAAAACAACUUAAAGAACCAGUUAUGCGUCCAGUGAAGUCGUCUUCGGGGAAGGAAUCUAGAUCUCGGAUUGAUGUCAGACAAGCUUUGAUCAGCUUGCCCUGAAUUUUCUGCCUCAUCUUUAUUUCUCUCUCUCUCUCUCUGUCUGUCUCUCUGUCUGUCUCUCAACCUCUCUCUACAGUUUCUCUAUCUCUGUAGCCCCUCCCACAUUUUUUCAUCCAACCGUGUCGUCCUCUUCGUCUCUCAGACAAAAUGAAAACGUCUGAAAGGAAUUUUUUUAGACUCAUAGCGUUUUUUUUCCAGUUGCCGUUGGCCAACAAGUUCUUGUCGUCUUCAUCGUCAUAAUUUGCUGCUACUUUCCCGACCAACACUGGUUCAAUACUGGUCCUGAAGCACCACACUGUCCAUGGCUUGGCUUUGUUCUACUGGAGUAAAGACAUGGAGCACCAUGGACAGCGCCGCCACAUCCAUCCAUCCCUUAUUAUUUACAGCUCCACGGUAACCAACGAUGUCUUUUAUCGCCCAUUCGUGAAACUGUAGGGAUCCGUGGGUUCGAUAAACUGAACUUUUGCAUCAAAUUCAAAUUCAGCCAAUCAGCUGCUGUGUGCUGUGCAUGACCAAGAACAACAUCUACAACAACAAACACUAAAAAAAGGUUUGGUAGCACUUUACUACUUUACAGAUCGGUAAUAAGUGGGUAAUAAAUGGUAAUAAUAUGGUAACAAGUUGUAUUUAUCCACAAAUUAAAUAUUUCUAAUUAAAUUUCCUAAUUAUUACUGAUGAAUAAAUAAAUAAGUAAUUAUGGAAUGAAAAAACCUGCAAAAAAUGGGUAAUAAAAUUAUAAUAAUAAUGUAACAAGUUGUAUUUAUUCAUAAAUUAAAUUAAAUUAAAUAUAAAAGUCCUUCUUGUUACUGAUUAACAAAUAAAUAAGCUAUUGCGGAGGAAAUAACUCCAUAAAGAAUAAAUGGGUAAUAAUAUUAUAAUAAUAAUGUAACAAGUUGUACUUAUCCACAAAUUAAAUAUAAAAUUCCUACUUGUUAAUGAUUAAUAAAUAAAUAAGAAAUUGUGGAAGGAAAAAAAAAACUGCCAAAAAUGGCUAAUAAUAUUAUAAUAAUAAUGUAACAAGUUGAAUUCGUCAAUAAAUUUAAUAUAAAUUUCCUACUUGUUAAUGAUUAAUAAAUAAAUAAUAAAUUGAAGAGAAAAUAACUAGGUAAAAAAUGGACAAUAAUGUUAUGAUAGUAAUGUAACAAGUUGUAUUUAUCCACAAAUUAAAUAUAAAUGUUCUUCUUGUUAGUAAGUAAUAGCUCUGUAAAAAAAAAAAAAAAAAAAAAAAGUCAUUGUAGUUGUAGUCAAAAAAAAAAAAAAUAUAUAUA
Molecule: messenger RNA, 2155 nt
Organism: Astyanax mexicanus (Mexican tetra)
Lineage: Eukaryota; Metazoa; Chordata; Actinopteri; Characiformes; Acestrorhamphidae
Gene: zmat4a
Product: zinc finger, matrin-type 4a
Exons: 7
Coding region: 37-819 (260 amino acids)
Cellular component (GO): nucleus
Molecular function (GO): zinc ion binding; nucleic acid binding
Source: RefSeq, a predicted model, not a curated record